AUGCCCGACAGUGCGCAAGAGGAGCCUAUGCCAUGGCACCUCGGCGUCUUCGACGCACAUUGCCACCCAACCGACACCCUGUCUAGCCUCCAGUCCAUACCGACCAUGCGAGCGAAAGUCCUCACCGUAAUGGCCACCCGAGCCCAAGAUCAGGAGCUCGUCGCCCAAGCAGCCGACGACAUGGGCCUGACUGAAGCUGAAGUCAACGAUUCCACGAUGAACUGGAGCGCCACGCACAAAGUCUUGCCAGCCUUUGGAUGGCAUCCUUGGUUCUCGCAUCAGAUGUUUGACGAGGCUGAGUAUAAUGGAGCUACGAAACUGAACGCCGAGCAAAAGGCCAAGCAUUAUCGAGGUGCUCUGACUCCGAAGCCCGAAGACGAUGCGUUCGUGCAGAGUCUGCCAGAUCCGAAGCCUUUUGGGGAGUGUAUUGGACAGACUCGUGAUUACCUGAAGAAAUACCCACUGGCGUUGAUCGGAGAAGUGGGUCUGGACAAGGCCUUCCGUAUACCAGAAGCCUGGCUUCCGGAACAGACUGAAGCACGGAAUGAUGGCUUGACACCUGGAGGUCGAGAAGGAAGGAGGUUGAGUCCGUACAGAGUUGACAUGGAACAUCAGAAGAAGGUGCUUCUAGCACAACUUGCUCUUGCCGGAGAGAUGCAGCGUGCGUGCUCAGUCCACGGUGUCCAGGCCCAUGGUAUCGUGCAUGAUACCGUGGCUCAGACAUGGAAAGGCCAUGAGAGACUUUCCAAGAAAGAAAGACGCAAAGUCGCUGCCAAUGCCGAGCCAGAAGAAGAAGACCAAUCAGGACCCAAGCCAUACCCGCCCAGGAUAUGCUUGCAUUCAUUCUCGGGUCCAGCGGAGACUGUCAAGCAGUACAUUGCACCUUCGGUCCCGUGUGAGGUGUUCUUCAGCUUUAGUACUACCAUCAACUCCUGGGCUGAAGACGGGAAUGGCAAAGUCGAAGCUGCUGUCAAGGCUGUGCCGGACGAUCGUGUCCUCAUCGAGAGUGACUUGCAUACGGCUGGAGAUCGCAUGGACCAGUACCUGGAAGAAGUUGUCAGAAAGAUCUGCCAAGUCAAGAGAUGGAGUCUGGAAGACGGUGUGCGGCAACUCGCGAGGAACUGGAAGAAGUUUGCGCUCGGAAAAGAGUGA
Molecule: messenger RNA, 1152 nt
Organism: Fulvia fulva
Lineage: Eukaryota; Fungi; Ascomycota; Dothideomycetes; Mycosphaerellales; Mycosphaerellaceae
Product: Cut9-interacting protein scn1
Exons: 2
Coding region: 1-1152 (383 amino acids)
Molecular function (GO): hydrolase activity, acting on ester bonds
Source: RefSeq, a predicted model, not a curated record